CUGGGUCCAGUCGGCACACCCCAGACAAAAGUCACUUCCCUUGUUAACAGACUGAGAGUGGCAUCCGAAGACUCUGGACUGUCCACAUGCACAGUUGGUCUGUGGAUUGAUGCCUGGAGCCGUUAUGAAAAUGAGCACAAUAACGGUACAGCCCACUUUCUGGAACACAUGGUGUUCAAGGGCACCAGGAAGAGAUCACAGCUUGCCCUUGAGCUUGAGAUCGAGAAUAUGGGAGCUUACCUGAAUGCUUACAACUCCAGAGAGCAGACUGUAUACUAUGCUAAAGCGUUUACUUAAGAUCUACCCAGAGGUGACAUCCAAACACAACCCUCUUUACCCUCAUGACCAGAAGGGCAUUUUAGAUGUUCUAUAAGUUCUCUGUGUCUCCCCGUCUCCACCGGUGGAAAUUCUUGCCGACAUCAUUCAAAACAGCAUGCUGGGAUAGGCGGAAAUAGAGCAGGAGCGUGGAGUCAUCCUCAGAGAGGUGCAGGAAGUGGAGACAAACCUGCAGGAAGUUGUCUUUGAUUACCUGCAUGCUACAGCCUAUCAGGAGAACCAUCCUGGAACAUCAAGUGUGUGAAUCCUAACAGGGAUUAAAAAUGGUUCAAGGAACGAAAACCAAAACCGAAUGUAUAUUCUUACAGAACGUACCCCAAAACAGGAAUUAAAUCUCUUUCAAAUGUUUUACAGUAAAAACAAUUUUUUUAAACAGGCACAAAAAAAAAACAAAAAAAAAAGUUCAAGGAACGAAAACCAAAAACAAAUGUAUUUUUCUGCAAAAUGUAACAGAAAACGGGAACGAAAUCCCUUUCAAUUGUUCCAGAGUAAAAACAUUUUUAAACAGGAACAAAAAACAGUUCAAGGAACGAAAACCAAAAACCAAUAGAUUUUUUUGCAGAAUGUAAAGGAAAACAGGAACGAAAUCCCUUUCAAUUCUUCCAGAGUAAAAACAUUAUUUUUUUAAUCAGGGACUAAAAAAAACAAUUCAUGGAACGAAAACCAAAAACGAAUGUAUUUUUCUGCAAAAUGUAACAGAAAACGGGAACGAAAUCCCUUAAACUGUUCCAGAGUAAAAACAUUAUUUUUAAACAGGGACAAUAAACAA
Messenger RNA from Myxocyprinus asiaticus (Chinese sucker), 1105 nucleotides. RefSeq names its product mitochondrial-processing peptidase subunit beta-like. The transcript is spliced from 3 exons. The record is from RefSeq and is a predicted model, not a curated record. The annotation marks the transcript as partial. Lineage: Eukaryota; Metazoa; Chordata; Actinopteri; Cypriniformes; Catostomidae. Gene Ontology annotation, cellular component: mitochondrion. Gene Ontology annotation, molecular function: metal ion binding; metalloendopeptidase activity.